GGAUGCCAGGUGCAGGUUGGGGCGCCGCCUGGGUUGGGUCUCGUCUGAGUUGGAGCUGUGCCGAAAUUGCGCCGAUGUCGGACCUGGUUCGGUUCAUGGCCGGGGCCGGCCAAGGCAGAUUCCAAUGCCAAGCGUAAUUUUGACAUCAUGGGUAAUCUCACAUCGUUGCCGACAUCUUGAACACGCCUGUCGCCCAUCUUCAGAUAGCCCCUUGCGGAGACGGAAGCUCAUUUGUCUGUUCAUCGUUGCCAGAAUCGACAGCGAUGUUCGGAUCGGCAUCCAACUUUGGUGCCCAUCCCAAUUAGAAGAGAAGCCUCUUCGGCACAAGCGUUGGGCCAGACACGCCGCAGGAACCAGGCAGCGAUGAGUUUCAUUGGCGGCCGCGGCGGAUCUUUCAUGGCAGCAGGCCCGCGCGGUGGCUUCGCUGCGGGUUCCCGCGGGGCCCUCGUCGGCGGCGGCCUGGGCGGCGGCGCGCUCAUGGGCAGCGGGGUCUACCCCGGGGUGGGCUACACUGGCGCGGGCGGCUACGCUGGUGGUGGAGAUGCGUGCUGCGGAGGCGUGGGCUGCGGCAACAGCUGCGGCGCGGACGGGUGCGGAGUGGGCGUGGCGCCGGCGUGCGGUGACGCGUGCUGCGGGGUCGCGGGCGCCAGCUGCGGGGGCAUCGCGGGAACGACGAUGUCGUACGUGGGCAUGGGCGGCGAUUACAUCGCCACGACCACUUACCAGUACGUGGGCCAGGGCGCUGGCACCUUCGCUGUGGUGCCGAUUCCUGCGGCUGGGUGCAGCCCAUGGUGGCUUUGCUGCUUCCUGCCGCUGCUGUUCGUCCCCUUCCUCUUCCUCGCGGGGACCACCACCACCACCACCACCACGACCCCUCCCAUCGUCACCCUGCCGCCUCGACCUCCGGAUGUCGUGACCACGCCGCCGCCGAAGGAGUGUUGCAUCGACAUGUGCAAUUGUGCCCGCGAUGGGACGCAGUGCGACGAUGAUUGUGGCUCCGACAAGUGUACCGAUUUCGACGACUGUGAUGAGAAGGGCAUCUGCAUCACGGGCACUCCCGAAUGCGAGAACCCCACGCCGGCGCCGCCGCCGCAGGGGCCCCAGAGGCACUGCAGGAUUUUCGGUGACCCGCACGUGGUGACGUUUGACGGGCAGUCGGCAAGCUUCUACUCCCAGGGCGAGUACUGGACUGUGAAGAGCGACACCGUCUGGAUGCAGGGCCGCUACAUGCCGACACCAGUGACCAACGGCCUCUCGGUAAUGAAGGAGAUCGCGAUCGGCGGCCCCUUCCUGGAGGGCAAGGACGGCACGAAGAACGUCCUCCGCAUCUCCUCCCUUCGGGCGACCUUCAACGACAUCCCCAUCAUCGCCGGCUUUCCGGACGCCUGGGAGAAUCAGGAUCCGAUGAUCAAGGUUGUCACCGACGGCAGCGGGCAGGUGAUGCAGUCGAGCCGCAAUGGCAAGGACCUGCACGUCGUGCACGUGGACUUGCCGCUCAACAUCCACCUGGAGAUCAACCGCUGGAACGAGCCAGGCGAGGGCGAUUACAUCAACACGAUGAUCACCAUGAGCGCGCAGCCCAACCAGGACGGCCACUGUGGAAAUUUCAACGGUGUGCUUGACGACGACACCAGGCCGGCGAUCCGCGCCCGCAUCGGCACCACCGGCGUCCCGCAAGCAGAACUUCUCUUCCACACCAAGACCCCCGUGACGCCCGCGAAUCGGCCCGACCUCAACAACUGCGCGUCCGACAAGACUGAGAGGGCCAAGGAGCUUUGCACGAAGAAGUCCAAGACCGGCAUUCCCAACAAAGAUUGCAUGAUCGACGUGUGCUUCGGAGGAGAGCACUUCGCAGACAUGACCGACUACGACGAGUGAGUGCCGUCGCUUAACGCCACCGGCCAGCCAUGUUGUUCUGCCGCAUCCCGUGAGGAUAUCGGAUGACAGCCGUUACUGGCAGGAAGUAGUUCGGGGCAACGGUUCCAAUCGUGUCUAGUUUUCCGCCUACCUUACCCGAGUUUGCUCCGGCACGUCUGGCGCUCUUGACAAAGAUGCCUGAGCGCUGCUGAGCUGGAGUGCAAUCGUAGGACGGGUCGGGCGCAAUACCGAUCGAUGUUUGGCAAGCCACUUCGAGAAGGACGUGUCUGGGCAUAUCCACAUCGUAUGUGCAUUUGUUCUGCGCGUUUGCGAGGCAGGAGGGGGCGGGG
Molecule: messenger RNA, 2207 nt
Organism: Prorocentrum cordatum
Lineage: Eukaryota; Dinophyceae; Prorocentrales; Prorocentraceae
Source: the annotation of a GenBank genome assembly